AUGCGCUAUCGCACAUUUCUCCUUCCAGAUGACGACGAUGACUUCGAAGACACCCACGGAUUUGCCCUCGACAUGGACGGCAUCUUGGGCGCUUCCUCCCCCUCGCGGCGCGUAUCCUUCACGACGUCGUCCGAACGCGAUCGUCCGUUCGUCCGCCCUUUCGUCCCCAAACCCAGGCCUGUCGCCGUGAAAACCAGGGCGAAGAAGGCACCCGCGGCGCUGGCAGCGGACCCGGCACCAACGACGCCGGAGAAUCCUCGCGAGCGCCUGGACGUGGCCGAGGGCGUGGCUGAGCGCGUGCCCGCGCUCUCACAGGCACCUCCGCGCUGCCCGUCCACUCCGGAAAAGGACGCGGACGAUGUCUUACCGCCGUCCUCCCCUAUUUCAUCCCCGCUGUCUUCGCCGCUGUCGUCGCCCGUUAAGGACGGCGACUCGCGCGAGCAGGAGAGGGAUUUGUCGCUCCCCCCGUCAUCGCCCAUACCCAUUCCGCGAUCGCCUGUGCAGGACAACGAGAGGAGUAUGGUGGAGUUUGAUAUGACUCCUUCGCCUCCCUCGCCGACAUUGGAUGCGCUACGCAUCACGUCGCGCGUUUCGGUGUGGGCGCUGCUUAACCCCAUGCCGGAUUCUCCUCAACCUGUGGCCUUUAAGGCAGCCUCGCCUGAACCGGUGGUGCAGAUUGAGACUUCACGGGAAGGUUCGACUGUGCUGGUGACGGACGGAGAUGUAACUCCGUUGGCGUUGGGCGAAGCGGAUGCAGAAAUGAACAUCGUAGCAGAGGUUGUGGACGACGCACUGGAAUCUGUUACGAAGUCACGCGCAGCCUCUCGUUUACCUUCCGCUGCAUCGUCUCGUGCCAGCACGCCCGAACUCUCCAUUCCCCGCGACAUUCCUUCAUCCCCACUAUCCUCUCCUCCGCGAUCCGUCGCGGGCGAUCACGAUGUGGCCGUCGACAUCGAUGCUGAUGUGGAUAUCGAAGAUCAGCUCCCGCCUUCCUCACCCCGAGACGAAGAAGACACAAGCGGAGGACGCUAA
This is a messenger RNA of Trametes versicolor FP-101664 SS1, 1032 nucleotides long. RefSeq lists its product as uncharacterized. The transcript is spliced from 4 exons. The record is from RefSeq and is a predicted model, not a curated record. Bases 1 to 1032 code for a protein of 343 amino acids. Lineage: Eukaryota; Fungi; Basidiomycota; Agaricomycetes; Polyporales; Polyporaceae.